AUGGCGACGGCAGCAGCUCCCGAGACCUCUCUCCUCUCUCUUCUCUACCGGUCGUAUCCCGCUGUAGUCUCUCCCGAUUCGACCGAGCCCGAUUACCUCCACGCCUCGGCCAAGAUCUUCCCUCAAGUCACCUUCAGUGAGGCAGAGGAAGCCGACAUCAAGCAAUGGCUCAACACCGUCUCCGGCCUGAAGACUUCUCUCGCCAAUGACGAGAAGGACGUCACUGCCGGAAUCCUCGAACAGCUGAACAUCCACCUGGCCACCCGCACCACCCUCCUCGGCGCGAAGCCCUCGCGCACCGGAGAAAAGGGCUACCACCAUAUCGUGCGUCACGUCGACUUCGUGCAGAAUGGCCGCCUGUUCUCGCUCCAGAUCCCCGAGGAGGAGAAGAUCGCCAUCGACCUGAACGACGUCAAGUUCGUCCCCAAGCCCGUCGACCCUAAGGAGGAGAAGGAGCGCAAGAAGCGUGAGAAGGCCAACGCCCAGAACCCAGAUUCCAACAACGAGUCCAAGCCCCUCGUCAUCGGCCAAGGUAAGGCUGAGCAAGCCGCCAAAGCCCAGACCCAGGUCGGCGCCGACGGCGCCCCCGUGAAAACCAACAAGAAGGAGAAGAAGGAGAAGAAGGAGAAGAAGGAGAAAGCCCCCAAGCCUGCUCCUGCCCCCGCUGCUCCCCCGGCCCCAUCACUGAUUGACCUGCGCGUCGGACACAUCCUUCGCGCGAUCAACCACCCCAACGCGGACUCGUUGUACGUGUCCACGAUCGACUGCGGCGAUGCCCCGGGCAGCGACAACACCUCUCUCGACGAGGAGACUGGCAAGACCGUGCGAACCGUGUGCUCUGGACUGAAUGGGUUGAUCCCGCUCGAGGAGAUGCAGGGCCGCAAGAUCGUUGCCGUGUGCAACCUGAAGCCUGUGACCAUGCGUGGCGUCAAGUCCUGCGCUAUGGUUCUCGCUGCGUCCCCGCGUGUUGCGGAGGGCGAGGACUCGCACGCCGGUCCUGUCGAGCUCGUUAACCCUCCUGCCGAUGCCCCUGCCGGUGAGCGUAUCAGCUUCGAGGGCUGGAACGAUGGUCAGCCUGAGAAGCAGCUUAACCCCAAGAAGAAGGUCUGGGAGACUUUCCAGCCGGGUUUCACUACUACUGCCGACCGUGAGGUUGCCUUUGAUAGCAGCGCCGUUCCUUCUGUCCAUGGACAGGAGGGCAAGCCUGCUCUUGGAAAGCUGGUUGCUGCCUCUGGUGGUGUUUGUACUGUUAAGAGCUUGACUAAUGCUACUGUUCGGUAA
Messenger RNA from Penicillium coprophilum, 1281 nucleotides. RefSeq names its product putative cofactor for methionyl- and glutamyl-tRNA synthetases. Gene Ontology annotation, molecular function: tRNA binding. The transcript has 2 exons. Gene Ontology annotation, cellular component: methionyl glutamyl tRNA synthetase complex. The record is from RefSeq and is a predicted model, not a curated record. Lineage: Eukaryota; Fungi; Ascomycota; Eurotiomycetes; Eurotiales; Aspergillaceae. Bases 1 to 1281 code for a protein of 426 amino acids.